This is a messenger RNA of Misgurnus anguillicaudatus (oriental weatherfish), 2108 nucleotides long. It is a transcript of the gene igfbp6b, whose product is annotated as insulin-like growth factor binding protein 6b. Lineage: Eukaryota; Metazoa; Chordata; Actinopteri; Cypriniformes; Cobitidae. Gene Ontology annotation, molecular function: insulin-like growth factor I binding; fibronectin binding; insulin-like growth factor II binding. The record is from RefSeq and is a predicted model, not a curated record. Gene Ontology annotation, cellular component: extracellular region. Gene Ontology annotation, biological process: regulation of insulin-like growth factor receptor signaling pathway.
CAGUCCCAACCCCUGAAGGUGUCAUAAGCGUGCUCUCUCCCUCUCACUCUCUAUCACCGCCUUUCAGAUGUUUAAAAGCCGCUGCCUGCUGUAUCUCACUCGUUCUUGGUUCGUAUCAUCUGGUGCUGCAGGGGACUCCAGGCUGCCUCACCGCUGCACAAGCUAAGCAUCAAGAAACGCUGAAAAGAGAGAAACACUUCCAGAAAUAGCAUCAUCCACAUACGACAGAACAGAGCAUGGAAAAUCUGAGACCCGGGCGCAAGAUCUCUCUCAUUUCAAACUUGAUGCCGGUUGUCCUGUUGCUGGUUAUGCACUGUGGAUCCAGGUCCCUGGCAAGUCGUUUGGGGCCCCAAAAAAACUGCCUGAACUGCAAAGACGGGCAUCACACGGGUCGGGCCUCCAGGGACCACGGAGGGGCGGCCAGCACGACCGCCCUGGCAUUGGGGGAACCCUGCGGGGUGUAUACCCUAAGCUGUGCCAAGGGGCUUCGCUGCAUGCCACCUCAAAAGGAACACAGCCCGCUCCAGGCUCUGCUGCAGGGCAGGGGCUUUUGCGCUAGACAGGGCAAAAUGAACCCGACAGAAAAGCCCCACCCCACAGGGACACAUACUGCACACGGUGGUGACAUAGAAAAGGCUCCAUGUCGAAAGCAGCUCAACAUUGUGUUACGGGGUCUGGAGCUUACUAUUUUCCAAUCUGAUCGUGAUAUAUACAUCCCAAACUGUGACACUCGUGGCUUCUACAGGAAAAAGCAGUGUCGUUCAUCUAAAGGCAUGCAGCGUGGACACUGCUGGUGCGUAGAUGAGCUAGGCAACACCGUGCCGCCACGUGUCGGGGAAGACAGUAAUUUACCGUGUGACGGAGAGUGAGGACAGUGAAGGCACUACAGCUCUGAUCCUGGAGGAAGAGGAGGGGUACAGGAGAAGGGGAUGACUUAAGUUCGGUGCAAGACACUGCCUGAUCAGGACACAACAGGGAUAAACCACUUCCUGUGGAAAAGGCCCCCCACCUCCACAUGGAAGGUUAACUAACUUCACUGCCAUAAACUCCAAAGUCCAAUAUGUAACAGUAUAAGCACACAGCAACAAUGACCACUUCCAGUUUAAGUUGUGAUUGGUCAGCUUUAAAAGAGAGUUAUUUAAUGCCCUAUAUAGUUGGAAACUUCUUGUUUGUGAUACCUUGUGUUCUCCGUUCUAGCGGGAUGUUAUACUGGGAACCAAAUGGGGUGACAAUGCUUUUUAACCUAUCCCCUUUUCCGCCCCUCUCCCCUUCUCCAAAAAUACACUGAGAAAAGUAAUAUACCGUAUCUUUUUAAUUUAUUCUGGAGUAUUACUAAAUUUCUUUGAAUACUUUCCUCGAAGAUGUGCAUACUGUGUACACAUUGUUCUGUAAUCCAUACGCAUCGAAACGCUAUUUUACGUUCACAUGAUUUAAAAAAGCACCCAUUUGUUUUUCAUGGUAUGACACCGCGAAUGCACGUUGUGAAUUAUUUGUACAUAAGUGAGGUUUUUGUGGUUGGUUGUGUUAUGAGGUGAAAUAUUCUUAAAUGCUGAUGGCUGUUACCCUUUUUUGAGAAGUUAUUUUUAUAUAUUUCAAUAUGCUAUUUUAAAUAUAUAUAAAUGCAUAUAUAAAUUGUUGAUUUAUUUAAUGAACUAUAAUGCCAUGUAUUUUUAUAUUGUCCGCAGUUUUUCAUUGUCAAAACAGAUUUUAUUUGCUAAUAUAGUGAGCGCCACACAUUAAUAGACAAACAAAAAUAAUAUAAUUUUAUGAAAAUAUGUUUGGAAAAAAAACACCCUUUAAAGAGCAAUUGUUGCUUUUUAAAAAUAUUUCUGUCAAUUAUUUAUAUUGAUUGUUAUGUAUUGCAAAGUGUUACUAUAGCCUGCUAGGCCUACUAAAUAAUUACGUUUUCAGAUUGUAUUCGGGUUUAAAUUCUGUAUUUUGUCAUUCCCACAAUGCAUUACGAUUAAGUGCAAAAAAUAAUGGAUGAUCCAUUGUAAUUCAGUUGUAUCAGUAUAUGUGCCAGUCAUUGUGGCCUCUGCAAAAACAAAGUCUUCAAAAAAAUAAAAUAAAUAAAAAAAAUAAAAGAUGCAGAGAGAAAUAAAGCAUAU